CUGGCACCCAUAAAAAAAAAAAAAAACAAUUUAUAUAUUUCAAACCUCCCCACUUCUCUCCCAUUCAUAAUUCAUAAUACCUUAUUCUUUUUUUGUUUGUUUUUCAUCUCUCUAAAAAUCUCUCUUGCGCCAAUACUUUCAUUUCAUUGUUGCCCACAUUGGCUCUUCUUCUCUAAAGUUUUCCAUAACAAUUUGCCUGUGAAUUUCGACUUCCGUUUUUUCUAGUCGUAAAGGGUAUUUUUUUUGGUCCCUGAAUUUGUCAGGCGUCUAUUUUUGUUAAUCAUUGGGUUUAAUUGAGGGUUGUUUGGUUUAUUAUACAUUUGUUUGUUUACGGAAAUUUGUAUGUGCUAAUACUUGAAUUAUGGGAAGGAAAAAUAGAGGAACAACGAAGAGGAGGGUCAGAAGAAUUGGAAACUAUGCGAUUGCAUCGUCAAUUGAUGAGCCCAAUUCAAUUUCUUGUACCACCUUCAAUAUUCUCGCACCCAUUUAUAAAAGACUCAAUCAUGAGGACCAGAGUUGCAGAGAAAGCGAUUACAAGGCAAAUUGGUUGAGCAGGAAUAAUAGGAUAUUGGAUUGGUUGUUGUUUGAGAGGUCUUCCAUUAUUUGUCUUCAGGAAGUUUGGGUUGGGAAUGAAGAACUUGUUGGUAUGUAUGACAAGAGGCUAGGAGAUGCCAGAUAUAUCAAUUUCAAGCUUGCACGAACCAAUAAUCGCGGUGAUGGUCUGCUGACCGCUGUUCAUAAGGACUACUUCAGGGUUAUAGCCCACAGAGAGUUGCUUUUCAAUGAUUUUGGAGACCGUGUUGCUCAGCUAUUGCAUGUUGAACUAACUGCACCUUUCGCACAAUGUCGAACCAAUAAUGUUCGGCAAGAAAUGUUGAUAGUGAACACACACCUUUUGUUUCCUCAUGAUUCAAGUUUCUCUAUGGAACGACUGCGACAGGUCUACAAGAUAUUGCAAUAUGUGGAAUCAUAUCAGAAAGAAAAUAAACUUAACCCCUUGCCAAUCAUUCUGUGCGGCGACUGGAACGGGAGCAAGCGCGGCCAUGUUUACAAAUUCCUCCGAUCUCAAGGAUUUGUGUCAUCAUAUGAUACUGCUCACCAGUACACUGAUACUGAUGCUCAAAAGUGGGUGAGUCACCGUAAUCACCGCGGAAACAUCUGUGGUGUGGAUUUUAUAUGGCUUUUGAAUCCAAAUAGCUACAGAAAAUUGCUGAAAACAAGUUGGAGAAAUGCAAUUUUCAGUAUGUUCAAGUAUCAACUUCGUCGAGCCUCGUUGACUGAGAAAGAUGCAUUUGCUUUCCUUAAAGCUGACAGUGAUGGCGAUUACAUUACAUAUGAUGGGUUUUGUGAAGCACUCCGGCAGCUUAAUUUGAUUGGACAAUGCUAUGGGCUGAGUGCUGAGGAGAUAAAAGAUUUGUGGUUGCAAGCAGAUAUAGAUGGAAAUGGAGUUCUCGAUUACAAUGAGUUUCAGCAGCAUCGGGUAUGGAAUCCCUCACGGUCAGAGCAAAGAGAUGGAAUAAGCGAUGAUUCAUGGGACGACGUUGUUAGUGAUACAGAGGAAACAAUUGGUUUUAGUAUCAAGGAUGCAGUUCUCUUCCCCACAGAAGCCGAGAAAGGAACAUGGCCCGAAGAUUAUUCACUUUCUGAUCAUGCCAAACUUACUGUGGUAUUUUCGCCUGUAAGAAUGUUAUGCAGUCAAUUGUCCUGAUAGUUUCUUGAAUGUUGAUUGCCUUGAAACUGAAGUUAAGUAAAAAAGACUUGAGGGAUGUAGCCAGACUUCAGGAUUCUCAAAUUGCUUGCCUGAGUUCUCGAACUGGGAGACUUAUGUUUGGUUCCAACUGAGCUCUGCUGAAGAUUAUAAUACCAUCUUGGGGCACGUAGGGCUGCUGAGUGUUUUAGUACAAGAGCUUCUCACUUCUUUAGAAGAGUGUGGCAAAGUGGAGGCUGACGCCUUUAUGCUGGAGUUCAUUCAAAGUGGCUAUCCAUGUCGAUCAAUACCUACUCUAGCUCAGCGUACAUUACUAAUGAAAUGGACCUACAAAAACGAAAGGGUACCUCCGUAACCAGUUAUCCAUAAUAUCAAAUAAUCAUUUUCAUUUAUCUCUGGUCUAAAUGUCGUAGUGGGGUUCAUGUCACGGUAGCGGUGGAAGUACAUAGAGGAAGCAGGACAUGUAAAUAUUUAGCUUUAAAGAAAGAUGUAGUAGUUUAGAGUCGAUCUUCUUUGUAGUCGACUGAGCAUUUUGACAGCUGCUAUGUUCAGUCUGAUAUUAUCAUUACGUAAUACUCGUAAAAUGAUGUUUGUGCACUGGGUUUCUUUUUGUUGAUGCACUCCUUCAUAAAGUUUUACUUCUGCACAUAAGUAGCAGUUUUUGAAAUGUUAUUCUGGUCUUGGCAAAUAAAUGGGGAUUAUUCUGUCUCUUGAAUUGGUA
Capsicum annuum is the source of this 2429-nucleotide messenger RNA. RefSeq lists its product as uncharacterized. Gene Ontology annotation, molecular function: calcium ion binding; 3'-5'-RNA exonuclease activity. The record is from RefSeq and is a predicted model, not a curated record. NCBI's taxonomy places the organism in Eukaryota, Viridiplantae, Streptophyta, Magnoliopsida, Solanales, Solanaceae. Bases 362 to 1708 code for a protein of 448 amino acids. The transcript has 10 exons.